UGGACCAGUUUCAACAGGAGAGAUUGAGGGAAUCCACAUCAGUGGAGACCCCCUAUGGAAAUCCUUCCUAACCUUCGUUGGUAGAGAGGGGGGAAUUGAACCUGGGUCUUGCACAUCCCAGCAGUGCUUUCCCCCACAGCCCCAGCUCGGGCUCGGGCGCCUCUCCCUGUCUCUCUCCAGCCUGAUCCCCGGCAAAAACAUGUCACUGGCUUCCUCACAAUGGAAACCCUAGAGGGAAAAGUGGCCCCAGAUGCGCAAGCCUGAGGAUUCGGUACAAAGAGGUGCACAAAAUGAAGACCCUGAUGCGCCAUGGGCUGGCGGUGUGUUUAGUGCUCACCACCAUGUGCACCAGCUUGUUGCUCAUGUACAGCAGCAUCGGCGGCGGGGGCCAGAAGGAGCCGAGCCAGCAGCAGCAGCAGCAGGUGGCGGUGGCGGCCAGUGGGAAGCCGGAGACCAAGCAGCUGGGCAGCAGCCAGAGGCUCCCUGUAGGGGCUGGGCUCCUAGAAGGCUACAUCAGUGUCCUGGACCACAAGCCUUUGAAAAUGCACUGCAAGAGUUGUGCACUGGUAACCAGUUCUGGACACCUUUUGGGAAGCAAACAAGGCAACAGAAUCGACCAGACUGAGUGUGUAAUACGAAUGAACGAUGCACCCACUCGAGGUUAUGGAAAAGAUGUUGGAAACAAAACUAGCCUUCGAGUCAUUGCACAUUCUAGUAUCCAGAGAAUUCUGCGAAACCGCAAUGAACUGUUAAAUAUGAGUCAAGGUACUGUGUUUAUCUUCUGGGGUCCCAGCAGCUAUAUGAGACGAGAUGGAAAAGGUUUGGUUUAUAAUAAUCUGCAAUUGAUGAAUCAGAUACUACCUCAAUUAAAAGUAUAUAUGGUUUCUCGGCACAAGAUGCUUCAAUUUGACGACCUCUUCAAACGGGAAACUGGCAAAGACAGGAAGAUAUCCAACACUUGGCUUAGCACAGGAUGGUUCACAAUGACUAUCGCAUUAGAACUCUGUGACAGGAUAAAUGUUUAUGGCAUGGUGCCACCAGAUUUCUGCAGGGAUCCUAAUCAUUCUUCAGUACCUUAUCAUUAUUAUGAACCUUUGGGACCUGAUGAAUGUACAAUGUACAUUUCACACGAGCGGGGACGAAAGGGCAGCCAUCAUCGUUUUAUCACAGAGAAACGAGUGUUUGAGAACUGGGCACGGACAUUCAAUAUUCACUUUUUUCAACCAGACUGGAAACCAGAAUCACUUACGAUAAAUCACCUGGAGAUUAAACCCGUGUUCUGAGGAAUGAAUGCACAAGACUGCAAUCACAAUCACCUACUGUAUCAGGCUUCAGGGUAUUGAACCUCGCAGAAGAGCAAGGCAAUCUAAAAAAGCAAGGUUAACAGGCUUUGUGGGUGGAAACCGCUACAGUAUUCAGGAAGUUCUUGCGAAGGAAUACAUAAAAGGACAUUUUGUAUCCAACUGUAUUAUAAUCCAAUAAUUAACGUUGUCCAGCCAGCUCACCUCCUGUAUAAGUAUGUGAUCUGUAAAAAGCAACUUGACUAUCAUUAGUGGGAUGUUUAAUUCAUUAUAGUUUUUUAAAGCACGUUGCCACUGAAUUUUCAUAGUGAAAACUUAAAAUACUUAUUUAAUGGGGGUUUUUAUGCAGGCUAGGCCAGUAUUUUUCUAAUUCACAAUUAUGUGAUUAUCUUUCAUAAGCCUUCAAAUCCAAAAUGUAUUGCUGGUCGUAUAGAAAGGCCUAGCUUCUUGUUUAUAAGUUUUCCCUUUGAAAAAUAUGAUUCUAUUGAGCAUGUAAUUAAUAUUUGAUCUGGAAAUGUUGUGUUUCUUUUUAAAUGGCUGGGCUCCACUCCAAGGUAGCGUCUUUAAUGGCAAGAAAAUUCCCAUGUGAAGAUCGUGUGUGAGAUGCUACCGUCUGACAUUUCACAUUAAUAUGAAAAUGGCAAAGAAAAUUCCUUUUGAUGUAAAUGUGCACUUGCAGCUAUGAUGUCAGGCUGCUCUUUCUUAAUGGAGAUGGGGUAGAGGGCAGGGCAAGGUUUACUAGAUUGCAUCCUGGGAUAUUGCCACCGUCUGUGGCACUGUGCAUAUAAUUAAAACUGAGAAAUGAGAGGGGCCACUUCAGGAGGUCAGAGGACUCUCAGUAACUCCAUUAUUCUGUUUGGCCUUUUAUACUUCCCACUAACUCUGUAAUCCUCCCAUUUCCAGCUGCAAUCUGCAGACAGCCUACAAUGGAUUAAGAGUAUAUGAACUGAUGCCUUCUCCUACGAUAGGUACUUAUGUGAUGUUCCUAAGUCUACACCAACCAGCAGAAUAGAAAUUGUAUGGCAUCAGUCACAUGAGAUACAACGUUGCCAUUCCAAACUCUCUCCCAUCCAUUCCCCCAGUAACUUUCUUCUCAUAGAUCCUGGAUCACAGAGAGGUUAGGAGCCUGAGUGGAUUGAGUUCAGUGGUUCUGGGACUGUCCCCUUAAGGACAAAAAGUAGCAGAACAUGGCAGGUUCUUCAUGAUGCACAUGUGGCUAGUUCCUGUGAAUUACAGGGGUGGACACUAAUAGUUCGAUUAUAUGGAAAUUCACAGUGGGUCUUAUUCAAUUAUAAUGGCUUGUGCAUAAAGAUGGAUUUCAUUUCCAGUGUUUUGUCCUUUCACCUUGCAACUACUAAAACUCAAUCACUUCUUCAAAGUAAUUGCAGGGAGUAAUUUAUUUAUUACAUGAAUGCUAUAAUUCAGGCUAUAAAGCUACUUCAUUGUACAAAGAGUGAAACCAAAGCUAUUGUUAAUGGUUGAUCUUAAAAUGUCAAAAGUCAGGAAGCUCAAAAGUGAGGUGCAAUACACCGCGGCAGUGGUACACAAUUUGCCCAAAUUCACACCUGAUGAGAGUAGCUGCACCUCCUGUGGAAGUAUCUGCAUUGUACUCAGCCAGGACAUAACCAGUGGUGGCGUUUGGUUAGAAAAUGGGUGUAAUGGGUCAUAUAGCAUAAUUUGCACCAAUUUAAGAUUCUGUGAGAAUCUAAACUGUAACUGCAAAGAGGUGGAAGGGAUGCAGCAAGUAGGAUAGAGCAGUCCUUCUACUUGGUCUCAGUUGGUAUUUUCCCCCCUGCUAUGUACCCCUUCCAUCUGCAACCCCCUGAAUGCAAAACUAGUACAAGUUACACUACUUGGCCAAUUAUUUAACCCCAUGCGCUGGCCAAUUUCCAGCUGAUGUUUAAUGGCCACCAUUUAGGGAAGGAGUUCUCAAACUUCAUUGCACCAUGACCCUCUUCUGACAACAAAAAUUACUACACAACCCCAUAAGCUUGAGCCCUGCUGCCCCGGAUGUGGGGGCCAAAGCCCGAGCCCCAUCACCUGAGGUGGGAGUGGGGUCAAAGCCAAGGCAAGGGGCUGUAACCUGAGCCCUGCCACCCAGGGCUGAAGCUCUCAGGCUUCAGCUUCUGUCCUAGGCCAUGCGGCUCGGGGUGAUGGGGCUCAGACUUCAGCUUUGGCCCUGGGCCCCAGCAAGGCUAAGCCAGCCCUCAUAACCCCAUUAAAACGGGGUCGUGACCCACUUUGGGGUUCUGACUCCCAAUUUGAGAACUGUGGAUUUAGCAUGAGCUUCCCAACCCUGGUAGACAGCCACACACUAGCUCAAGUUGAGGUACCCCGCUAACAAUGAGCACCGAGGCUGUUGUGGCACAAACAGUGCCAUGGGAUAACCACCUGAGUACAAGCCCUCUUGAUACUCACACAGACCCCGGAUCCCUAAGCAGGUGACUAGCCUGUGUCAUAAUGUCCACACCGCUAUUUUCAGCACAGUAGCUUGAGCGGAGGUAGCAUGGUCCCAGCUGCCAUGAAGACAUAUCCUUAGUGACUGUGUUUUAUUCCUCCCAUGUUAUGUCAUGGCACCUUAGAAAGAAAAGAAAGGAUUUUAAACUAAUGCCUAUGUGAAGUGCCAUUUCACCCUGGCUACUGGUGGCAUAUCCAGCACAUAGUGCUAAAAUUGGUGAACUUUAGUCAAAUUGAUUUACAGCGCAUGUUAACUGUCACUGUAAAAGAUUUUGUUAUAGAUUACAAUGGCUCCUAGGCUGCCACAGUGACCUGUCUUUUAGUUACUUUAUUAUUGGUUUAACGCUAAAAGGAUUUUGGACAUGGUAAAAUAUAGCGCUGUUAGGGAACGUCUACACUGCAAAAAAGAAACU
Messenger RNA from Mauremys reevesii (Reeves's turtle), 4171 nucleotides. RefSeq names its product ST6 N-acetylgalactosaminide alpha-2,6-sialyltransferase 5 (gene ST6GALNAC5). The coding region runs from base 291 to 1283 and encodes 330 amino acids. Gene Ontology annotation, molecular function: alpha-N-acetylgalactosaminide alpha-2,6-sialyltransferase activity. Gene Ontology annotation, biological process: ganglioside biosynthetic process; oligosaccharide metabolic process. The transcript has 6 exons. The record is from RefSeq and is a predicted model, not a curated record. NCBI's taxonomy places the organism in Eukaryota, Metazoa, Chordata, Testudines, Geoemydidae.